AGGCUUGUUCAAAGUGAACCACUCCGGUGACUUUGGCGUCACCUCUCAAUACAGCAACUAGGGGAGUUAGUAUCGGAUGAAGCUAUCACUGAUGCUGCCAUGAUUGUCAAUGUGUCAAUUGUCUGCUACUCUAAUUCGCAACACUCAUACUUUCCACGACAUGAGCAAUUAAAAUUGCCAGUACCUCUGGCAAUGCCAUUGGCACAGAUACGGGCACAGAUACCACCAUAAAUACCACAAUCACAACGCAUCACCAUCAAAAUUUUCACACAUACCUGCUUUAACCAUUUUUAAUUGAUGUUGUACGUAGAAAAAUAAAUCGAGGCCGACGCCCCUUAUAUAGUUGCCCAAUUGCCGGCGGUGUGGCUUACAAAUUCUUCAUCAAAUCAGAAGCGGGGGCCACGCACGACCGAUUUCCCAGCUUCACCAAUAUGGCAACUGCUUUCUUAUAUACUUGUGAGCCACCACCCUUGUAGUUAUCGACUCCGUGAUACUUGUAGUUAUUGACUCGCUGGUGGUGACACAGGGCUACCAGGUGGUCCGUGAUCGUCCCUGGGAAGAAUAGCACCUGGGAGAGGCUUUUUCUUGCUAGCCUUGGGCGGUGGCGGCACUGGCGGCACCGUAUCGAUCAAGUAGAACACGUACCCGGUGGCGACAAUUAUCAAUGCGGUAUACAUCAACGUGCCCUUGUCCCUGAGCCGGUGUAAAAAACGAUCUAUGACUGUCAUUACUUGCAAGUAAAAAAGACUGAUGCGCAACUGAGGAGGAGUGGCGGUAUAAAGCCAGAGGAAAUCCCCUGUCGCAGCAAUUGGGAAUUUUAACUAACUAUGAGUUUUAAAGAUUACAUUAUUACAUUGAAGGAACAAGCCAGCGAGGCCGAUGUCGCAUCUGUCAAGAGCAAGGUUUCAGAGUUGGGCGGUACUAUCAAGAAUGAGUUCAGCUUGAUCAAGGGGUUCACUGCUUCGCUUCCUGUUAUCCACUUUGACUCGAUCAAGAAGCACGAGCAUGUGUUUAAUGUUGAGGAAGAUCAGGAGGUGAAGACCCAGUAGACAUUGGUAGAUAGGAUAGAAUACACAGUAAACGAGAUACCAGUAGGAGUGGUUGAAAAAGAC
Yamadazyma tenuis ATCC 10573 is the source of this 1112-nucleotide messenger RNA. Lineage: Eukaryota; Fungi; Ascomycota; Pichiomycetes; Serinales; Debaryomycetaceae. The record is from RefSeq and is a predicted model, not a curated record.